UCUGUGAAGCAAUCUUCCCCCGAGAGUGCCGGCCAGGAGCUGCCUAUAAAUGCCAAGCCACCACCUCUCUGUCAAAAGCUGUGUGUCUCGUCUCGACUUUGACAGAGUGCAAGAAGAUGGCAUUGAACAUGUCAGAGAUGGAACGCAGCAUAGAGACCGUGAUCAACGUCUUCCACCAGUACUCAGCAAGGACAGAGAAUCCAGACACCCUGAGCCAGAAGGAAUUCCAACAGCUGGUGCAGAAAGAGCUGCAAAACUUCCUCAAGAUGGAGAAGAAGGAUACCCAGAGCAUAAAUCACAUCUUAGAGGACCUGGACACCAACGUGGACAAGCAGCUGAGCUUUGAGGAGUUUGUCAUUCUGAUAGCAAAGCUGACCCAUGCCUCCCACGAGGAGAUGCACAAGAAUGCCCACAACAAGGAAGGUCAUAGCCAUGGGCCAGGCCUUGGGGAGCUCCACAAUUAGGAGGUCAGAUCACCCUGCAUCUGCCCAGCCAGGUCCACAGGGAAUGGUGUGUCACACUGCCUUGGCUGUGAGCCUGGAGGUUGAGGGGAAAUAAAGUCUUCCUCC
Messenger RNA from Sciurus carolinensis (gray squirrel), 569 nucleotides. RefSeq names its product S100 calcium binding protein A9 (gene S100a9). The transcript has 3 exons. Gene Ontology annotation, biological process: regulation of integrin biosynthetic process; peptidyl-cysteine S-nitrosylation; neutrophil aggregation. The record is from RefSeq and is a predicted model, not a curated record. Gene Ontology annotation, molecular function: calcium ion binding. Bases 117 to 464 code for a protein of 115 amino acids. Lineage: Eukaryota; Metazoa; Chordata; Mammalia; Rodentia; Sciuridae. Gene Ontology annotation, cellular component: extracellular exosome; nucleus; cytoplasm.